AUGAACGCCUUUGGAGGGAGAUCACGGGCAUCAGCGGGAUGGUUCUUUGCCGGCCUCGACUCGUCGUUCCCCGAUCUCGGAUCAGACGAAGGCAACCUAGCAGACCUCCGUUUCUGUAGCACAGAUCUGAAGCCUGGUUGCAAAGUCUUUCAAGUACGCAAGUCAGACCCCUCCCGUAGCACGGAGGUGCUUUUGGCACCAGAUGUUCUCAAUUACGCCGAGCUUGAAGGGGAUUUGAAAGACCAAGUACUUGUCUUCAAAUUUAAGGGAAAAUUUCACGCCGUGGACCAUAAAUGCCCACAUUCUUCGUAUCCCCUCUCACAUGGCACGCCGUUUGACAUUGAAGAUUUCGGCAUCGUGCUGAGCGCAGGGUUGACUUGUCCGAAGCAUGGCUGGUCGUUUGAUUUAUUUUCAGGCAUGGCAGAUCGAGCGCGAUACAAGCUGGGUAUUUGGGAAGUUCAGUUGCGCGGCACGGCAGCGACAGGUCCAAUAUCAAUAGGAGAGUCUCUUCCUGAGACAGAGAGCAUAGACAAAGAGGUGUGGAUAAGAAGGAAGCAGAGGAUAGGCUGA
Colletotrichum orchidophilum is the source of this 570-nucleotide messenger RNA. RefSeq names its product Rieske domain-containing protein. Gene Ontology annotation, molecular function: 2 iron, 2 sulfur cluster binding. The record is from RefSeq and is a predicted model, not a curated record. The coding region runs from base 1 to 570 and encodes 189 amino acids. Lineage: Eukaryota; Fungi; Ascomycota; Sordariomycetes; Glomerellales; Glomerellaceae. The transcript has 2 exons.